UUAUGAUUUUGAACAUUCAUCAUAUUUCUAAAAGCAGCUUAUAUAUUAAUUGCUUUUCCCUAAUUUACUAUUUCACAAAUCCAAAUCAAAUUAAAACCAACCAUCAUUUAUUCUCUAAGCUUUAAUCAUCAACCAAAGCAACCUCUGCUCCAUAAUUUUCAGUUUAAAAACCUUGCAAAGCUACCCCUUUCCCCUGUCAGAAAAAACCUUCUCUCUUUUUCUCUCUGAGAAUACAGAACAAUGGCUACCCACAGAAAAAUGGACAGUGAAGACCAAGAAACCCUGUUUCAUUCCUACCCAUGUGCCUACUACGUGCAGAGCCCAUCUACUAUUUCUCAUGCAAACAGUGCAGAGCUCAAAACCCAAAGUCUUGAAUCCACAUUUCACUCACCUUCAAGAUCCGAUACUAAUAUUCUCCUCAAUAAGAACCCUGAGGUCUCAAGAUUCACUCUCUCUCGUUACUCCUCUUCUCGUGGCUCUAACAACUCUUUCUUGAAUGAGAAGAAGAUUAGUGGAGAUGAGAAUGGCGUUAACCGUUUGAUCAUUAUUGAUGCGCAUGGACGUGGUGAUGGUGCUUAUGGGGCGGAGGAGGAGGAGGAGGAGGAGGAGGAUGAAGAUGAGGAGUAUUAUUAUGGGAGGAAAGGUGGGUGGUGGUGGAGGUAUUGUUCUUUUAGAAGGAGCAAUUCUUGUGCUUGGGUUUCUUUGCAAAUAAGUUGGAGACUUUUGGUGAGUUUGGGAGUUGCCUUGCUUGUUUUCUACAUUGCUACUAAGCCACCGCCACCCAAGAUGUCGAUCAAGAUGGCAGGAAUCCAGCAAUUUGAACUAGGGGAAGGAGUAGAUGGCACUGGUGUUACAACUAAGAUCCUCACCUGCAACUCUUCCAUGGAUCUUAUCAUAGAAAACAAGUCUAAGCUCUUUGGCCUUCACAUUCAACCUCCAUUGCUUGAAAUGUUCUUCGGUCGCCUUCCCUUCGCAAUGUCUCGUGGUUCAAAACUGUAUGCUGAAGCAAAGGGUUCAACAGUGUUCAAACUGUACGUGGGAACCAAGAACAAACCCAUGUAUGGAGCAGGAAGAAACAUGCAGGACAUGCUAGAUUCUGGAAAUGGAUUGCCAAUAUUGAUUCGAGUAGGCUUGAGCUCCCAUUUUCGGGUGGUUUUGAAUCUUAUCAAGCCAAAAUAUCAUCACCAAGCACAAUGUCUACUACUCCUGGAUAGCAAAUAUGAUCAGAAACAUCGAACCCAAGUAUAUAACAGCACCUGCACAAUGUAUUAAAUCCCUCUUAAUUACAUAGUGUUUAGAACUCCUUUUUUAUCAGCAAAUAUAUGAAACAUCAUAAACAGAGAGGAAUAUAUAUAUAUAUAUAUAUAAAGGUUGAAAGAAAUUAUGUGCGUGUAAGUAUAAUACAACAUCUACAGAGAUGUUUUUUUUUUCACAUAAUUAUUGUGAAUUAUUCAGCAUAAUGAGA
Messenger RNA from Hevea brasiliensis (rubber tree), 1465 nucleotides. RefSeq lists its product as uncharacterized. NCBI's taxonomy places the organism in Eukaryota, Viridiplantae, Streptophyta, Magnoliopsida, Malpighiales, Euphorbiaceae. The coding region runs from base 241 to 1272 and encodes 343 amino acids. The record is from RefSeq and is a predicted model, not a curated record. The transcript has 3 exons.